This is a messenger RNA of Sphenostylis stenocarpa, 1806 nucleotides long. The record is from the annotation of a GenBank genome assembly. Lineage: Eukaryota; Viridiplantae; Streptophyta; Magnoliopsida; Fabales; Fabaceae.
AUGCAGUCCACACUCUUCUCUCCCACUUACACAGUUAUCCCCAAUUCGCCGCAAUCUCUCAGAUCCCAUUCUCGUUCAUGUUCUCUCUCCGUCCGAGCCUCCAUCGCGGUGGACGCUGCCACCGAUGCGCCCAAGCUCAAUAAGUACAGUUCCCGCAUCACGGAGCCCAAGUCGCAGGGCGCGUCUCAGGCCGUGCUCUACGGCGUCGGACUCUCCGAGGAGGACAUGGGGAAGCCGCAAGUCGGCGUCUCCUCGGUCUGGUACGAGGGUAACACUUGCAACAUGCACCUCCUCCGCCUCUCCGAGGCCGUCCGAGACGGCGUGGCCGCCGUCGGCAUGGUGCCGUUCCGCUUCAACACCGUCGGCGUCAGCGACGCCAUCUCCAUGGGUACCAGAGGUAUGUGCUACAGCUUGCAGUCUAGGGACCUCAUUGCCGAUAGCAUCGAAACCGUUAUGGCUGCGCAGUGGUACGACGGUAACAUUUCCAUCCCCGGCUGUGACAAAAAUAUGCCAGGUACUAUCAUUGCCAUGGGCAGGCUCAACAGACCUAGUAUUAUGGUUUAUGGCGGGACUAUAAAGCCUGGUCAUUUGCAGGGCAAUACGAUUGACAUAGUGUCUGCCUUUCAGUGCUAUGGAGAAUAUGUGAGUGGAUCAAUUAGUGAUGACCAAAGACAAAAUGUUCUUCGUAACUCUUGCCCUGGUGCUGGGGCCUGUGGUGGCAUGUAUACAGCCAAUACCAUGGCUUCUGCAAUAGAAGCUAUGGGAAUGUCUCUUCCCUAUAGCUCAUCUACACCCGCUGAGGAUCCACUAAAGUUGGAUGAGUGUCGGUUAGCUGGGAAAUAUCUACUGGAGUUACUGAAAAUGGACUUGAAGCCCCGAGAUAUCAUCACUCGUAAAUCACUACGUAAUGCAAUGGUUAUAGUUAUGGCACUUGGUGGAUCUACUAAUGCUGUGCUACAUUUAAUUGCUAUAGCCAAGUCUGUUGGCAUUGAUUUGACUCUUGAUGAUUUUCAGAAGGUUAGCGAUGAGGUUCCGUUUAUUGCAGAUCUUAAGCCUAGCGGCAAAUAUGUCAUGGAAGAUGUUCACAAGAUUGGAGGGACCCCUGCAGUUAUCCGCUACCUUCUUGAGCAAGGCCUUUUAGAUGGUGACUGUUUGACUGUCACUGGAAAGACCCUCACUGAAAAUGCAGAACUUGUUCCUCCGUUCUCCAAAGGGCAGGAAGUGAUAAGGCCAAUAGAAAAUCCCAUCAAGAAGACUGGUCACAUUCAAAUAUUAUAUGGAAACCUUGCACCACAGGGUUCUGUCGCUAAAAUUACUGGGAAAGAAGGGCUGUACUUUUCUGGUCCUGCACUUGUGUUUGAAGGAGAGGAGGCGAUGAUUUCUGCCAUUUCAGAAAAUCCUUCAAAUUUUAAGGGGAAAGUGGUUGUAAUCAGGGGAGAGGGACCUAAGGGUGGUCCAGGCAUGCCUGAGAUGUUAACGCCGACAAGUGCAAUAAUGGGUGCAGGGCUUGGAAAGGAAGUUGCAUUAUUGACUGAUGGAAGAUUUUCAGGAGGUUCACAUGGAUUUGUGGUUGGCCACAUAUGCCCUGAAGCACAGGAAGGUGGUCCAAUUGGCUUGAUAAAAAAUGGAGACAUAAUCAAUGUUGACAUCCAGAAGAGGAGAAUUGAUGUUUUGGUAUCUGAUGAGGAGAUGGAGGCUCGCAGGGAAAAGUGGACUGCUCCGCCAUAUAAAGCUAACCAAGGAGCUCUGUACAAGUAUAUUAAAAAUGUGAAGUCUGCUUCUAGCGGAUGCGUGACAGACGAGUAG